Molecule: messenger RNA, 689 nt
Organism: Bufo bufo (common toad)
Lineage: Eukaryota; Metazoa; Chordata; Amphibia; Anura; Bufonidae
Product: heat shock protein 30C-like
Exons: 1
Coding region: 57-689 (210 amino acids)
Biological process (GO): protein refolding; response to heat
Molecular function (GO): protein folding chaperone
Source: RefSeq, a predicted model, not a curated record
CUGACACAUUGCCUCAACUCAACCAAGACAAGAAGCUUCAGCAGAAUCAGCCAAAGAUGUUUCCUCUCCGUCUUCUGCAGUCUUCAUAUAGGACAAUAUGUGUCUGUAGGGAGCCUGCCCUCACUCUCUGGCCGGCUACACAGCUCAUGUUUGGUCUGCUGGAAGAUGACAUGAUGGGCAUGAGGAAGGACAUGGAGAGGAGAAGGCAGCGUGUCAACCAGGCUUACCAGCUCCUGGCCCAGGACAUGGAACGGAGAGCCGAUCUGACCAGAAGCUCUGCAGCCGCUGACAGAAACCCUUCCACCACAGGCAAAGAGGAGAAGGAAAACUUUGAGCUCACCCUGGACGUCAGCGGCUUUUCUCCUGAGGAGCUGACAGUGAAAACGGAAGGCAGGAGGCUCAUUGUCUCAGGAAAACAUGACAAGAAAAAGGAGGCAGAGAAUGGCGGCUAUUUCCAUGAGUACAGAGAGUGGAGACGAGAAGCUGAGCUCCCGCAGGACGUCCACCCUGAGGACAUACUGUGCUCCAUGUCCAAGGAUGGCCAGCUCCACUUUCAGGCUCCCAGACUGGCGCUACCAGCUGCUGAAGAAAGGACUAUUCCUAUCACCCAGAGCCCAGGAGAUGGAGAAGAAAACCCCCUGGAGAUCCAGACCAGUGACCCCGAGGGAGAGAACGGACUGAACUCCUGA